AUGGUUGACAGAAAUGACAACGUUUCAAAAAACAAGGAUUCUUCUUCUCUUCAAUUCAAACAUACAGCAACUAUCAAUUUGAUAGGGAAAUCCAGCUAUAUAUUUUCUCCGAGUCUUUUCUUAAGCUGUAAAGUUUACCAAAGAGAAGGAUUUUUGAUUUUUGUACAAAACGGAAGUAUUGAUAACGAAGGUGAAAUCAGAGGAAGCCUAGUAAGUGCUUUUUAUGUUGUUGCUUUAUAA
Schizosaccharomyces osmophilus is the source of this 240-nucleotide messenger RNA. RefSeq lists its product as uncharacterized. The coding region runs from base 1 to 240 and encodes 79 amino acids. The transcript has 2 exons. The record is from RefSeq and is a predicted model, not a curated record. Lineage: Eukaryota; Fungi; Ascomycota; Schizosaccharomycetes; Schizosaccharomycetales; Schizosaccharomycetaceae.